AUGCGAAACUCUCCGUAUCAUGCGAUAGCAAAGUGGCUAGCAGAGAAACUCAAGUCUGUACAGCGUCAGCUAGCACCACGCAGCUAUCGAGAUACCUUUGAAUUCAUUGACGACAUCAAAGACCUUAACGUCAACGGCAUGGUGAUGUUCUCGCUAGACGUCUCAUCACUCUUUACAAACGUUCCGGUCACCGACACAGUUGACUACCUCUGUGAUUUUCUAUCUGCCAGCCAGCAGGAAAUAGGGAUUCCGACGAAUUCACUCAAGGAACUACUACUAAGAUGCACAUUAAAUGUGCAGUUUCUGUUCGACAACCAACUCUAUAGACAAGUAGACGGCGUUGCUAUGGGCUCACCCCUUGGACCUCUCCUAGCCGAUGUAUUCAUGGGAAAGUUGGAGAGAUUCCAACUAAGCAAACAGAUCGAUAAGCUUAAACAUUACGGUCGCUAUGUUGAUGAUAUCUUUGCCAUUGCCACUGCAGAAACCGAUGUAACAACCCUCUUAGAUGCAGCAAAUCAGGCACAUCCAUCGAUCAAAUUCACGCUGGAGAUGGAAACGGCCGGUUCGCUCCCAUUCUUAGAUGUUCUUCUAAGCAGGAGACCUGAUGGGAGUGUCCGAAGAAGCGUCUAUCGGAAGAAAACCUGGUCUGGACAAUACACGAACUUCACCAGUUUCGUACCCCUCCAACAAAAAUGAAAUCUAGUCCGAUGUUUGGCACAAAGGCUAGAAAAAUUUGCUCAACAGAUAGCAUCGAGGAGGAGCUCAGAAAAAUCGAGGACUUCCUUCGCGAAAACGGAUAUCCUGAAAGGUUUAUUGAAAAGAAUAUUGCUGAAUGACCGAUAAAACCCGCCACACCGACCGCCGAAAAGAAGACUUUGUUCCUCAAGGUUCCUUUCCAAGGGGACGCCGCGAGUGAACCCUAAGAAGACGCCUUGAUCAAGCUGUCUCGCGAACCUUCCUAGCAGCAAGGGUUCAAAUAGCAUUCUCUACUAACCCGAUUUUACGCGGAGAUGGUAAGGAUAAGUUGCCACUGCAGACCACCUCAAUGUGCAUAUAUUCCUUCACUUGCUCCUGUGGAGCAGGUUAUAUUGGUCGCACGAGUCGGCGCUUAUCCAAGAUAAUACGGGAACACCUUUCCGCAUGGCUGGCAAAAGGUGAAACUAGGAGAAUAGACAGCGCCAUUCUCGCGCAUGUUGUCGAUUCCAGACAUCGUGUGGACCCAAACGAAGCUUUUCGUGUAAUUUAUAAGGUCCCAUCGAGCUACCCUAAGCUACUAGGCCAGCACCUGUUAGCGACAGCGGAAGCAGCCGCCAUUAUGCUACGAAGGCCAACCGACAAGGCAACGGGCUCGUGGCCCGGUGAGUAGAGGCGUUGACUUCUAAACCAACAGGUCGCGAGUUCGAGGCUCGGGUGUUCCACAUUUCGGGCUUGGGUAUGGCUGGCUGACGACGGCUAAUAAGCCAGAAAUGGCCAUUCCAGUCUCCCUUGUCUUUGUCGGUAAUAUCAUUCUACGAAAGCCAAUCUUAUGCGCGCAGAAGAACCACGUUCAGGCUCCGCGCCUACAGUGGUCGAAGGUCGACUAACGCUGCUACAUUUCGCGCUCUCAACCCGCCCCUGACGAUGACUGCUAUUACCCACACCCCCCCCCCACAUUCCCACACCCAACCCAUGUUUUAAGUAGAACUUUUAUCGAUUUUUCUUAUCGCUGACGUGUAUUCUUCUACCCCGUUCUCAUAUAACUGUACUGGCCCGACGAGAAUUUAUCGAAAGCUACGUAUGCUCGCCACCUCGUCUUCUGAUUACUGCUAUGGGAAUUUUCGCAAUUCUAAAACUUCGAAACCUCGGGCUGAUAAACUUCUUGUUCCAGUGAUUGUAUCUUUGUCUUCUGAACUACAUAAGUAAUCUUUUCGAAUCGAAUGCAUAUAUCGGAAUUUCGAUUAAUGUCGCAUGAGAUAGUGAGCCUUAUUAUCUGCUUUAGAGCAUAGUAGUACUGCAUUUGAAAAGGUCGAGCUGUCUUGGCCACAAAUACUUAAACUAGCAUAAAGACGGAAUUUUUAAAAAACACUGGAGAACCAUAAUCAUAAAGUUACAAAAACAUGCCCGAAAUGGGAAGGGAGAAGUAACAAAUUCAAUCCGCACUAAGGUCUCCACUAGCAAAAAUUAUUUAUCAUUCCCUUUAACUGAACGCCUUUGUAGGGAUUUUUGCCGAUCUAACAAAAAUGCUCCGGCACACUACGUCUUAAACGAAUAUGGAGGCUAGGUGACCAAGAAUGGCAUUCGCCGUCUAGCAUUCGUCACACUACCAUCUAUAGUCAACUCACACGAAAGCCCAAGUGAACUUAAUGCAGAGCCACUUGUUAUAGCCCUAAACAACAUCUUACCAAUUAAACAGUGCAGAGAACGCUUGUAAAUAAGUAAAUCUGAGACUAUGAAUUCACCGAAAUUUGCUCAAGAACACAGUUAAAAUCGUUAGUUUUUGAACUUCCAACGGAGCUGCAGAAAUAAUUUAGUUAUGCAAUCGAGGUUUUAUAGAUUUAUUAAGACAAAUCUUUUUUUUAGGCGCUGAUUCUUCUUCGCGCCUUGUAUAUUCCUUAUAAAUUUGAAUGUGAAAGUGUUGUCUUUCCAAUCCAGCAUAUUUCUUUAGUGUAAAUUGCACAUCUACUGUAUCACUCAAGCCCCUUGAAGUUAGCAAUAAUCACAAUGUAAGCAUGACGUUCACUUAAAAGAAGCGCCCUGAUUGCAGCUCUGCCGCAUGAAAAAUAGCCUUAUUCAGGCACAGCCCUUGGCACAUUUUUCCGUGAACGGUCAAUGACGGGCAGAAUGAUGACUGACGCCUUUCAUUAUUAAUGGAUUUUGCAAAUAUCUGAAAUGAAAGCAGAUUCGCACAAAACCCUUUCUUCUGCGACAAUGAAACAGGUGUUUUGGAAUGCAAUCUAAUUGCGUUAGAAGUCUGUUUGGAAAAUGUAUACAUAACGAGAGACCGCUGGAGCUUUUGUACCCACAGGUCAGCUAUUUUUCAACUGGCAAAGAUAAAUUAUUAAGCCUUUGUUGGAUAAAUACAAUUUAGAAAGGGAAAAGGCUCUCCUAUUGUUAUUCCAAAUAAAAGAAGAGUAAAGCUGCUUGGCAAAUUUAUCGCCGGACUUACGUUUUUCCAUAAUUUUGGCAGACAGGAACGGACGUGGUUAAAUGAAUUGUAUUUGCGGAUUAAAUUGGUCAGGGCCGAGUUAAUCGCGUCUUUUAUUUAAAGUUUAAAUGAAGCAUUGCCUGCUAGUGUGAUUAUGAAUAAACUGUGUGAGACAACGUAAUUUAAGCACAUUGAAACCAACCAAUUAUAUGAUUAUCUACCAUAUUCACAACAUAGGUACUUUUUAAAAGCCUAGGUGCGCGUGCUUCGUCGAUCUUGUGACAAAGUAAACAUCUGUCAAAAAAAAUGCGUCCUCUGAAGAUAAACCUGAUAAAAGUCAAAACAUUCGUUUCCGAUUAAGUUAAAAACAUCAUUCAUUAUUCAUGAUAUUGCGCUUAACUUGUGGACCGUAGGCCUAUUUUCACCUUCGUUCGUUUGAGCAUUCUAUAUUAUUUUAGCUACUCUCAUUUUUCGGUUAUUGAAGCUGCAGUCUUCAGUAAUAUGGGCUACAUAUGUAAUUCUACCGAUGUGGACAGACGAACUGAACAAAUAUUCCGCAGGAAAACCUCAUCCAGUCUCUGGUCUCACUCUCUUAAAUUCCUGAAUGGAGCGGGCCGAUUGCAUAACUUGCUCCCCCUUUAACAACGGCCGUCGGUCGAAAUUCAGCAAUAUUGCCAAAAUGCGAAUUCGAGAGCUGCACCUUGCUCCGAGGCCUGCAGGCGAUUUACUCAAGCUCUUUAAUAUCAUUUAAACUGGUUGAUGUUGUUAAAGAUUUAUUUCAAGGUUGAGUAAAUCAAAGCAUAAUUUCAAGUUUAUCUCUGUAUGCUUCUCGGCAAAACUCACUACCUAGGAGGGGGGACAUUUGUUGAUUCUUGAUGUUUCCUCUGAUGGACGUCCGAAGCUUAGAUUAUUAAAAAUGUGCUUUGUGGAAUUCCUACUUUUGAAAUUCAAGAUUCGAAGGAGCAGGUGGUGUGUUUUAAUACACCGUUAAUGCUUUCUGUGCAUUCAAAAAUACAAACUAUGUCUUUAUUCCUCUUAUAGUUUUUGAACUGAAUUUCAUGAAUUUUUCGGCAUCAACUUCGCUUAUGUCUUUUUGACCUCAUAAAAAUGCUUCACUGUAUCAGACGCUGGUUAGGUAUACAUUUAUUAUUUUAUAGACGGUAACAGCACCAAUACUACACACGUGAAUGCUGAAAGUUCGAGAGUAUUAAACACUUUCUUAACUCAAAAUCAUUCAAAAAAUAUAUUGUCCGCUUAGAGCACAACACUUUGCAUAACGUUAUUGUCUAGGCAAUGAGACUGAAGUUCUGAUUCUUUAACAUGUUCUGCGUUAAUUUCCACAAGCAUCAAAAACCAAUGAAGUAAUGUACACUGAAUAAAUCGUGACUACCCACAACUUUAAUUUGCAAAGACGACUUCAAGGGCGCUGAAGUAAAAUGAACACUUUGUUGUCGCAUGAGUCCCCUAACUUACAAAACAAGUUGUUUUUAAAUAUGGGCUCAAUUUUCUUUUAGCCUGUGGAACCGGAUUUCAUAUAUCGCCGCCUAUUCCUUAGCAUACGUAUUCAUUUGCAGCCAUGUGGAACCAAUACAUUCAAAAAUACACGGUCUCGUGCAUCGGGAAUACAGGAAGUUAUUUUUACAUUGAAACAAGACCUAAUGUAAUGCUUUCAACUGUCGUAGUCUCGAAAUCACUGCAUAAAAGGUUGUGCGUAUUUUUGCAAUGAAGAUUUUAAAAUUUGGUAAUUUUGAAGUCUAUCGUAAUACAGAUUGAAAACUGCAUUAAUUUAUCGCAGCGACUUUGCUUAUAUAGACUUUGAACUGAUUUAAAGGCCGAUAUAUUCCGCAGAUAUUCAGCCUUUGUUGGAUUGCGUCUCAAACUAUGUUCUGCAGGGAGCCAGUACUUCAACCAUGAAAAUCAAAGACCGGUUUAAACUUAAAAAGCAAUCUGGAGUAGUUUAUCGCAUUCCGUGUCAAAAUUGUCCCUGUAACAGCACAGGACAGACUGGACGCAUACUCGUAUCGCGCAUACGCGAACAUAAGCUGGCUGUGCGGCGAGGCGACGCAUUAUCACAAGUGGCCGCCCAUACCUACGAAAUGGGUCACGAGUUUGACUUCGCAGCCACCAAAAUAGUCGCUCACGCCGGAAACAAAAUAGGCGGAGAAUUGAUUGAAGCCUGGGCGUCGGAUGAGAACUCAAUCAAUCGAUUUAUCGAUCUGGCGCUGGCGUACAGAGCCCUGCGUGGUCACCUCCAGGCGGGCGACGUCGGUCGAUGA
Messenger RNA from Spirometra erinaceieuropaei, 5400 nucleotides. The record is from the annotation of a GenBank genome assembly. NCBI's taxonomy places the organism in Eukaryota, Metazoa, Platyhelminthes, Cestoda, Diphyllobothriidea, Diphyllobothriidae.